AUGUCUGAAGAGCUUAUUUGUCAUUGUAAAAGUUCUCUUGGAGAACCAUUUACGUCCUUGAAUGAUCUUGCUGUGCAUCAUGUAUCUUAUAAUGAAUUUGAAAAGCAAUAUGUUGAAUUAUCUGAAUGGUGUGAAAGAAUUUCCACCGUAAUUCAACAAUCGUCAUACAAUGCUUUAACUUGUUAUCUUCGACAGAAAUAUUAUGAAGAAUUAUACGAACAAGGUUUAAUGCGUUUACGAAUGUUUAAUCAAUAUUCAAAUAAAUUAAUUGAACGUUUCCCUGAUAUACAAGUUGUUAUUGAGAAAAAGAUAAAAAUAAUUUAUCAAAUAUGGAAUGACCUUGAAGCACGUUUUAUUGGAUAUUUAGAUGAAGAUUUCGAUCGAAUUAUUCAAGAUCUACAUAAUGAAUUAUUUUUAUUUGAAGAAUGGAUUACUGAAAUUGAAGAACAAUUAGCAAAAUUUCAUUUUAUUCGAAAUGAAAAGAUUUUUUACGAAGAUAUCCAAGAACUAAUGAAAUUACAAAAUGAAAUUAAAUCAAAAAAUAGUCGUGUAUCAUCUGUUAUUGAAAUAUGUCAUCGUUUAAAAAAAAGAUUAUCAACAACAAAAUGA
Adineta steineri is the source of this 609-nucleotide messenger RNA. The record is from the annotation of a GenBank genome assembly. Lineage: Eukaryota; Metazoa; Rotifera; Eurotatoria; Adinetida; Adinetidae.